Pyrenophora tritici-repentis Pt-1C-BFP is the source of this 1308-nucleotide messenger RNA. The record is from RefSeq and is a predicted model, not a curated record. NCBI's taxonomy places the organism in Eukaryota, Fungi, Ascomycota, Dothideomycetes, Pleosporales, Pleosporaceae.
AUGUUCCAUCAAGUAAAGGAGGACAAAUCAAACUACUGGACCCCCCAACUCUACGUGAAGUACAAGAAUGGGACGGGAUUUGCCCCAGUCCCUGUUAUGGGUGACGGGGACGAUACGAACGGUGGCAUGACCGUGUAUUACCUCCAGCGCCGUGGAGACAAUCAGACCGAGCAACUACACGCCUUUCCAGAAGGAUUCCGUAUGAUUGCUGGCGAUCCGGAUACUCGCUCUUCUGACGGUAGCCUUGCCGCUCAAGGCAUUUCUUUUAACUGCCUCGGCGCAAACCUACUAGAGACGAACGGUAUGCCCAACUACACGUGUCCGGGAGGACUGCGAGCCCAAGUCUUCUUCCCUCAAUGCUGGGAUGGCAAGAAUCUCGACUCACCUGACCACAAAAGCCAUAUGAGCUAUCCAUCGGGUACCGUGUACAAUGGUGGCAACUGUCCCCCUACGCACCCCGUCCACAUGAUCUCCAUAUUCUACGAGAUCCUGUACGACACGGCGCGCUUCGAAAGUGAAUGGGAUGACGGCAAGAAUCCCUUUGUCUUCUCCCAAGGAGACGCAACAGGCUACGGACUCCACGGCGACUUCUUCAACGGCUGGGAUGUAGAGGUCCUCCAAAAGGCCGUCAAUACCUGCACAGACAUGUCUGGUCAAGUCGAAAAGUGCGCCGCAGUUACCAUGUACACAACCGAGGAAAGCAACGCGUGCAAAAUCCCCUCGUCACUCAACGAACAAGUCAGCAAAAACCUUACUGCCCUCCCAGGCUGCAACACCCUCACAUACGGCCCUACCCGUGCCACCACCACUUCCGCAGCAAAUUGCACAUCCCACACCCCUACCCUCAAUGCCGCCGGCCCUUCCGAUCACAUCGAUCUCACCCAAACCAAAAGGUGGCAAUACAUCGGCUGCGGCACGGACUCUGUGACUGACCGCGCCAUGACGGGCGCCUGGACAUACAACGACACCAUGACGGUGGAGAGCUGCAUCAACUACUGCAUUGCUGGCAAAUUUUCCUACGCCGCGCCUGAAAAUGGCAAUGAAUGUUUCUGUAACAACGAGCUUGAUGUAAAACGCCUGCCUAAAGAGGGGAUUAUGGGAUCUUGCGCUAUGCCGUGUGUGGGGAAUAAGGAGCAAGUGUGUGGUAAUGCUGGUAGUAUGAGUAUCUAUCGUAGGUGUGAGGAUGAUGGGGGUGAGUGUCGGAACAAUGAUGUUGGUGGUGUUGCUGCAGCGGUGGCUUCUCGAUCGACCAGCUCGUCUAUGACUACGGUAAUCGUGCCUGCAGCCACUCUUCUGGGGCGGGCUUAG